CCACCCACAUCCUUCAUCGCCGUCCUCUCUCUCUGUCUGCACCUAAUCCAGCGCCAAGAGUUUGUUUCCAGAGAAUCAUCAGACAUGCAGGAAGCGCUCGUCUCUCCGGCCAACGCCGACCGCCUCCGCUCGGCCUUCGAGCUGAAGCCGUACGCCUUCGGGGACCAGCGGCUCUCUUCCUCGCCGCGCUACCUCCCGAGCGGCGACGAUGGCCUGUACCGCUGCUCCUCCCCAUUCAGCCCCAGCCUGGGCUUCUCCUCGCCGUCGCCUCUCGCCACGUCCGUCUCGCUCUCGCCGUCCUCAUCCGGCUCCCUCGUCGACGACGGCGACUACGACGGCGCGGCUGCCGCCGACGCCACCGGCCACCGGCUCCAGCUGGCGCGGCUCGCGCUGCAGUACCAGGAGGUGGCCGAUCGCUACGAGAUGUGCCUCUCCCACCUCGCCGAGGCCGUCGACGAGGCGGCGGUCCUCCGCCGCGAGAAUACCGAGCUGCGCGUGGCCAACAGCGACCUCGCGCGCCGCGUCGCGCUGCUCGGUGGCAAGGAGACCGCCGCCGUCGUCAUCGCCGACGAGAUACGCCGUUUCCGCCUCGGCGAGCACAAGGCCUCUAAGCAGCGCGCGCCCGAGAAGCUCGCCGUGCUGCCCAAGAGCAUCUCCGUCCGUUCGAAUGACUACCUCAAGAUGAACCAGGCCGCCCCGGCAGCCGCCACGCCGCCCGCAUACAGCCGCAAGCCUCGCGCGGCCAACGUUAACCCGAGCCCAGUGACGCAGCGCGCGUACCUGGGACUGGGAGUGGACGGCGGCAAGAAAGGCGAGGAGCACAAGGCUAAGCAAGACGCGGCGGGGGAGCUGGACGUGUACAACCAGGGCAUGUUCAAGACGGAGCUGUGCAACAAGUGGGAAGAGACGGGGGCGUGCCCCUACGGCGACCAGUGCCAGUUCGCGCACGGCGUCUCCGAGCUCCGCCCCGUCAUCCGCCACCCGCGGUACAAGACCGAGGUCUGCCGCAUGGUGCUCAACGGCGAAGUCUGCCCCUACGGCCACCGCUGCCACUUCCGCCACUCGCUCACGGCCGCCGAGCGCCUCCUCCGCAGCCGUUGAGGCCGGGUGCACGUCUCUUCCGCCAGAGUCUGAACCCCUUUUUUACCGUCUCAAAUCAAGCCUGCGCAUACACGGGAAAAAUGUACAAAAAUACCAACGGCGUAAAUAAGAUAUGUAUGUAUUAUAUAUAACUACGUAUAAUAUAAGAACGUAAAUGAUACCGAACGGUAGAGUUAGCGCCCAGCAGCCCAGGCAAUGUGAAUACUCAGUGACAUGUUCAUAUAUGUAUUAUAUAUGUCGUCGGUGUUGCUUUUAGGUGACAAUUUGUCUCUAAAUGUGUUUUUCGAGGGAACGGGGAAGAUCGACAUGAUACAAUAAAGUCAGUGCUCUACGACCAGCAGUAGAUCUUGUAUAGCAGCUCUAUUGCUCUCUUCAGAUUGCUCUUCCGUUUUUCCUUCGUAAUGUCAGUGGAUUUUUGCAGUAUAUAUAAGUUGGCAUCUUUCUCAGUUCCAAGUUCCAACACAAAUUCCUGAUUUGUCCCCAAAAACUCUGUUGUGUGAAAUCUUAACUGUUGAUUAGUGGAUAAUUGU
Messenger RNA from Hordeum vulgare subsp. vulgare (domesticated barley), 1631 nucleotides. RefSeq names its product zinc finger CCCH domain-containing protein 9-like. The record is from RefSeq and is a predicted model, not a curated record. Gene Ontology annotation, molecular function: metal ion binding; mRNA binding. NCBI's taxonomy places the organism in Eukaryota, Viridiplantae, Streptophyta, Magnoliopsida, Poales, Poaceae. The transcript is spliced from 3 exons. The coding region runs from base 85 to 1101 and encodes 338 amino acids.